This is a messenger RNA of Eupeodes corollae, 11735 nucleotides long. RefSeq names its product nascent polypeptide-associated complex subunit alpha, muscle-specific form-like. The transcript has 9 exons. Bases 260 to 11017 code for a protein of 3585 amino acids. Gene Ontology annotation, cellular component: extracellular region. Gene Ontology annotation, molecular function: chitin binding. Lineage: Eukaryota; Metazoa; Arthropoda; Insecta; Diptera; Syrphidae. The record is from RefSeq and is a predicted model, not a curated record.
GUUGCAGAAGGCAGUUCAUUGCUUCUUCUGCUUUUCGGUCCUAAGUCGAAAAAGUUCGUGAAAACAUUAAAAUUAUUCGCAUUUCGUGAGAUUAGGAAACGGGCUCCUAAAUAAACUUUGAAAAGAAAACGAUAUUAUUUGUGAUUUUAGAAUGUCUAUAGUGAUUUACUGAAAUAAUUGAUUUUGUUAUAAAUUCAAGAAACAAAAAAAAAAACAUUUAAAACCCCAUAAGAGGUUAAAACAAAAAUAAAGGGAUAACAUGAGAGAUUUUAGAAUUUCCCUCCUCACACUUUUUGUGAGCUUGGAAUGUUUUCUUACAAACUAUGGCACCGAUGCGAGAUAUGUUUCGCAAUCACCAAUUUUAGAUCAACAUUUUGCCCCACCUGGAAUGUUUUACGAUGCACGUAGUGGCGCUUUUCGUAGUUUCCCCGGAGGUGGUAGACCAAUUAUUUGUGAAUAUAACAAACGUUGUGCGAACAAUUAUAUAGGACCAAAAUCUCACCCAGAGCAGAAGGAGUAUUACUAUGUUUGCAAGAAAGAUGCUGUGAUCUUUGGAAAAUGCCCAAGCUUACAUAUCUUCGAUGACAGACGCAAGAAAUGUAUCAAGCAAAGAUUUAUUACAUUCCCUCCAGCAGAUAUUGUACCUGCUUGCACAGAACCAGGACGCUUUCCUGUUCCAUCUAACUGUUCAUUGUUUUACUAUUGUGACUAUGACGGCCACGAUUUUCGAAAACAAGUAUUCUGUUGCCCUGGUUCUUCACAAUUCUCUCCGAUGACAAGGAGGUGCUCUUAUCACAGCAAAUGCAUACCGACGCAGAUCUCUGACAAAAGCACUUAUAAUCCAUCGGGUUGUGAGGAUAAAUUCCCACCCUGUUCCAAACCUGGAACAUUCCGUUCCCCUCUAGAUUGUUCAUUAUAUUACACAUGCAGCAAUAAAGUAGAUGGCGCUUUCAUUCAGACACGUUACAAAUGCCCAGAAGGAGCUUGUUAUAGCAAAUCUCAAGGCAAAUGUGUUUCAGGAUCAAACUGCAAUUAUAUGUCUGCAAGCGAUUUGCUUGAUCAAUCGUCUGAAGAAGUCUCUGAUGAAGUUGAUGAUUCUUCGAAUUGCGAUUCCUCAGAGGAAGAUGAUUCUUCGCCACCACCAGUUGAAAAAGAUGAAAAUAUUAGAGAAGUAAAGAAUGCAUUUGUGAAUAUAAAUAUACCAAUCAAUAUUGGUCAAAAGAUUAAUGCUACCAAUGAAAAUUUAAAACAAGAACCAGCUACUCUACCGGCCAUCACCACUCCAGCCUUACCACCACCAGCAACAAUCCCACCGCCAGAAAUAUCACCACCAUUAUCACUUACGGCUCCUGUACCAGUUCCUAUACCAGCUCCAGUUCCAAAUGUAGCCCCACUUCCAUUACCAACACCAGUCACACCACCUGUAGUUACACCUCCACCAGUGAACCUCAUUUCAGAAACAAUACCCACACCAGAAGCCCCAUUACCAACCGUUGCAACUCUCCCAGCAGAACAUCCAAUGCCUGCAGUUGCUCCUCCUCCACCGUCACUGCCUCUCCCACCACUAGUCCCUGAGGCACCAGUAGUACCUCUCCCCCCAGUGACAUUACCUGCAGCACUUCCUGAAUUAGAAAAAUCGAAAGAGGAAGACGUUUCUCUUAUACAACCAGUUGUUCCUCUUCCACCAGUUGCUCCCCUUCCACCAGUAGCACCACUUCCACCUGUUGCUCCUCUUCUGCCAGUUGAUCCACUUCCACCAACACUUCCACUUCCACCAGUUGAUCUUCUUCCACCAGUGCCAGCAAUAGCCCAAUUACCACCUGCACUACCUACAUCAAAUGAGUCUUGUGAGGACGAUGUUCUUCCAAUUCCACCAGUUGCUUCACUUCCACCAGUAGCACCGCUUCCACCAGCUGUUCCACUUCCACCAGUUGCUCCCCUUCCACCAGUAGCACCACUUCCACCUGUUGCUCCUCUUCUACCAGUGGAUCCACUUCCAACAGCAGCACCACUUCCACCAGUUGAUCCCCUUCCACCAGUAGCACCACUUCCACCAGUUUCUACUCUUCCACCAGAACUGCCCUUACCACCAAUUGAACCAAUUCCACCAGUUGCUGAACUUCCACCAGCUCUUCCACUGCCGCCAGUAGCACCAUUGCCUCCAGCACUUUCCAAGAUAGAAGAAUCAUGUGAGGAUGAUGUAAUUCCACCAGUUGCUCCCCUACCACCAGCACUUCCACUUCCACCAGUAGCACCAUUGCCACCAGCUGUUCCACUUCCACCAGUUGCUCCCCUUCCACCAGUAGAACCACUUCCACCAGUUGAUCCACUUCCACCAGUUGCUCCCCUUCCGCCAGUAGCACCACUUCCACUAAUGGAACCACUACCAUCAGUUGCUCCACUUCCACCAGUAGCACCAUUGCCACCAGCUGUUCCACUUCCACCAGUUGCUCCCCUUCCACCAGUAGCACCACUUCCACCAGUUGAUCCACUUCCACCAGUUCUUACACUACCACCAGUAGCACCAUUGCCUCCAGCACUUCCUACAUCCACUGAGUCUUGUGAGGACGAUGUUAUUCCAAUUCCACCAGUUGCUCCACUUCCACCAGUCGCUCCACUUCCACCAGCCGUUCCACUUCCACCAGUUGCUCCCCUUCCGCCAGUAGCACCACUUCCACUAAUGGAACCACUACCACCAGUUGCUCCACUUCCACCAGUAGCACCAUUGCCACCAGCUGUUCCACUUCCACCAGUUGCUCCCCUUCCACCAGUAGAACCACUUCCACCAGUUGAUCCACUUCCCCCAGUAGCACCACUUCCACCAGUUGCUCCCCUUCCACCAGUAGCACCACUUCCACCAGUUGAUCCACUUCCACCAGUUCUUACACUUCCACCAGUAGCACCAUUGCCACCAGCUGUUCCACUUCCACCAGUUGCUCCCCUUCCACCAGUAGCACCACUUCCACCAGUUGUUCCUCUUCCACCAGUUGCUCCCCUUCCACCAGUAGCACCACUUCCACCUGUUGCUCCUCUUCUGCCAGUCGCUCCACUUCCACCAGCCGUUCCACUUCCACCAGUUGCUCCCCUUCCGCCAGUAGCACCACUUCCACUAAUGGAACCACUACCACCAGUUGCUCCACUUCCACCAGUAGCACCAUUGCCACCAGCUGUUCCACUUCCACCAGUUGCUCCCCUUCCACCAGUAGAACCACUUCCACCAGUUGAUCCACUUCCCCCAGUAGCACCACUUCCACCAGUUGCUCCACUUCCACCAGUAGCACCAUUACCUCCAGCACUUCCUACAUCUAAUGAAUCGUGUGAAGACGACGCCCUUCCAAUUCCACCAGUUUCUCCUCUUCCACCAGCACUGCCACUUCCACCAGUGUUACCACUAACACCUGUUGCUCCACUUCCCCCAGUAGCACCACUUCCACCAGUUGAUCCACUUCCACCAGUUCUUCCACUACCACCAGUAGCACCAUUGCCUCCAGCACUUCCUACAUCCACUGAGUCUUGUGAGGACGAUGUUCUUCCAAUUCCACCAGUUGCUCCACUUCCACCAGUCGCUCCACUUCCACCAGCCGUUCCACUUCCACCAGUUGCUCCCCUUCCGCCAGUAGCACCACUUCCACUAAUGGAACCACUACCACCAGUUGCUCCACUUCCACCAGUAGCACCACUUCCACCAGUUAAUCCACUUCCAAGAGUUCUUACACUACCACCAGUAGCAACAUUGCCUCCAACUCUUCCUACAUCUAAUGAGUCGUGUGAAGACGAUGCCCUUCCAAUUCCACCAGUUUCUCCUCUUCCAACAGCACUGCCACUUCCACCAGUGUUACCACUAUCACCUGUUGCUCCACUUCCCCCAGUAGCACCACUUCCACCAGUUGAUCCACUUCCACCAGUUCUUCCACUACCACCAGUAGCACCAUUGCCUCCAGCACUUCCUACAUCCACUGAGUCUUGUGAGGACGAUGUUCUUCCAAUUCCACCAGUUGCUCCACUUCCACCAGUCGCUCCACUUCCACCAACUGUUCCACUUCCACCAGUUGCGCCCCUUCCGCCAGUAGCACCACUUCCACCAAUGGAACCACUACCACCAGUUGCUCCAAUUCCACCAGUCGCACCACUUCCAACAGUUGCUCCUCUUCCACCUGCACUGCCACUUCCACCAGUGACACCACUACCACCUGUUGCUCCACUUCCCCCAGUAGCACCACUUCCACCAGUUGAUCCACUUCCACCAGUUCUUCCACUACCACCAGUAGCACCAUUGCCUCCAGCACUUCCUACAUCUAAUGAGUCGUGUGAAGACGACGCCCUUCCAAUUCCACCAGUUUCUCCUCUUCCACCUGCACUGCCACUGCCACCAGUGUCAUCAGUACCACCUGUUGCUCCACUUCAACCAGUAGCACCACUUCCACCAGUUGCACCCCUUCCACCAGUACUUCCACUUCCACCAGUAGCACCAUUGCCUCCAGCACUUCCUACAUCCACUGAGUCUUGUGAGGAUGAUGUUCUUCCAAUUCCACUUGCUGCUGCAAUUCCGCCCACAUUGCCUUUACCACCAUUGUCACCAGUUACGCCACUUCCACCAAUACUUCCAUUGCCACCAAUAGCACCACUGCCUCCAGCACUUUCUAAGAUAGAAGAAUCAUGUGAGGAUGAUGUAAUUGCACCAGUUGCUCCCCUACCACCAGCACUUCCACUCCCACCAGUUGCUCCACUUCCACCAGUUCUUCCACUACCACCAGUAGCACCAUUGCCUCCAGCACUUCCUUCAUCGAAUGAGUCAUGUGAAGACGAUGUCCUUCCAAUUCCACCAGUUUCACCUCUCCCACCAGUACUGCCACUUCCACCAGUUGCUCCACUUCCACCAGUGUCACCACUUCCACCAAUAGCACCACUUCCACCAGUUGAUCCACUUCCACCAGUUCUUCCACUUCCCCCAGUAGCACCACUUCCACCAGUUGCUCCACUUCCACCAGUUGCUCCACUUCCACCAGUUGCUCCACUUCCACCAGUCGCUCCCAUUCCACCAGUUCUUCCACUACCACCAGUAGCACCAUUGCCUCCAGCACUUCCUUCAUCAAAUGAGUCAUGUGAAGACGACGUCCUUCCAAUUCCUCCAGUUUCUCCUCUUCCACCUGUACUACCACUUCCACCAGUAUCACCACUUGCACCAGUUGCUCCACUUCCACCAGUAUCACCACUUCCACCAGUUGCUCCACUUCCCCCAGUAGCACCACUUCCACCAGUUGCUCCACUUCCACCAGUUCUUCCACUUCCCCCAGUAGCACCACUUCCACCAGUUGCUCCACUUCCACCAGUUGCUCCACUUCCACCAGUGGCUCAACUUCCACCAGUAGCACCACUUCCACCAGUCGCUCCCAUUCCACCAGUUCUUCCACUACCACCAGUAGCACCAUUGCCUCCAGCACUUCCUACAUCGAAUGAGUCAUGUGAAGACGAUGUCCUUCCAAUUCCACCAGUUUCUCCUCUCCCACCAGUACUGCCACUUCCACCAGUUGCUCCACUUCCACCAGUAUCACCACUUCCCCCAGUAGCACCACUUCCACCAGUUGCUCCACUUCCACCAGUUGCUCCACUUCCACCAGUCGCUCCCAUUCCACCAGUUCUUCCACUACCACCAAUAGCACCAUUGCCUCCAGCACUUCCUACAUCGAAUGAGUCAUGUGAAGACGAUGUCCUUCCAAUUCCACCAGUUUCUCCUCUCCCACCAAUACUGCCACUUCCACCAGUUGCUCCACUUCCAACAGUAUCACCAAUUCCACCAGUUGCUCCACUUCCCCCAGUAGCACCACUUCCACCAGUUGCUCCACUACCACCAGUCGCUCCCAUUCCACCAGUUCUUCCACUACCACCAGUAGCACCAUUGCCUCCAGCACUUCCUUCAUCAAAUGAGUCAUGUGAAGACGACGUCCUUCCAAUUCCUCCAGUUUCUCCUCUUCCACCUGUACUACCACUUCCACCAGUAUCACCACUUGCACCAGUUGCUCCACUUCCGCCAGUAGCACCACUUCCACCAGUUGCUUCACUUCCACCAGUGGCUCCACUUCCACCAGUUCUUCCACUACCACCAGUAGCACCAUUGCCUCCAGCACUUCCUUCAUCAAAUGAGUCAUGUGAAGACGACGUCCUUCCAAUUCCUCCAGUUUCUCCUCUCCCACCAGUACUGCCACUUCCACCAGUUGCUCCACUUCCACCAGUAUCACCACUUCCCCCAGUAGCACCACUUCUACCAGUUCCUCCACUUCCACCAGUUCUUCCACUUCCCCCAGUAGCACCACUUCCACCAGUUGCUCCACUUCCACCAGUUGCUCCACUUCCACCAGUGGCUCCACUUCCACCAGUAGCUCCACUUCCCCCAGUAGCACCACUCCCACCAGUUGCUCCACUUCCACCAGUUCUUCCACUUCCACCAGUAGCACCACUGCCUCCAGCACUUUCUAAGAUAGAAGAAUCAUGUGAGGAUGAUGUAAUUCCACCAGUUGCUCCCCUACCACCAGCACUUCCACUUCCACCAGUAGCACCACUGCCACCUGCUGUUCCUCUUCCACCAGUUGCUCCCCUACCACCAGCACUUCCACUUCCCCCAGUAGCACCACUCCCUCCAAUUGCUCCUCUUCCACCAGUGUCUCCACUACCACCAGUAGCACCAUUGCCUGCAGCACUUCCUUCAUCGAAUGAGUCAUGUGAAGACGACGUCCUUCCAAUUCCACCAGUUUCUCCUCUUCUACCUGUACUACCACUUCCACCAGUGUCACCACUGCCACCAGUGGCUCCACUUCCACCAGUAGCACCACUGCCACCAGCUGUUCCUCUUAAACCAGUUGCUCCCCUACCACCAGCACUUCCACUUCCACCAGUAGCACCACUGCCACCUGCUGUUCCUCUUCCACCAGUUGCUCCCCUACCACCAGCACUUCCACUUCCCCCAGUAGCACCACUUCCUCCAAUUGCUCCUCUUCCACCAGUGUCUCCACUACCACCAGUAGCACCAUUGCCUGCAGCACUUCCUUCAUCGAAUGAGUCAUGUGAAGACGACGUCCUUCCAAUUCCACCAGUUUCUCCUCUUUCACCUGUACUACCACUUCCACCAGUGUCACCACUGCCACCAGUGGCUCCACUUCCACCAUUAGCACCACUGACACCAGCUGUUCCUCUUCCACCAGUUGCUCCCCUACCACCAGCACUUCCACUUCCCCCAGUAGCACCACUCCCACCAGUUGCUCCACUUCCACCAGUUCUUCCACUACCACCAGUAGCACCAUUGCCUCCAGCACUUCCUUCAUCGAAUGAGUCAUGUGAAGACGACGUCCUUCCAAUUCCACCAGUUUCUCCUCUUCCACCAGUUCUUCCACUUCCACCAGUAGCACCACUGCCUCCAGCACUUUCUAAGAUAGAAGAAUCAUGUGAGGAUGAUGUAAUUCCACCAGUUGCUCCCCUACCACCAGCACUUCCACUUCCACCAGUAGCACCACUGACACCAGCUGUUCCUCUUCCACCAGUUGCUCCCCUACCACCAGCACUUCCACUUCCCCCAGUAGCACCACUCCCACCAGUUGCUCCACUUCCACCAGUUCUUCCACUACCACCAGUAGCACCAUUGCCUCCAGCACUUCCUUCAUCGAAUGAGUCAUGUGAAGACGACGUCCUUCCAAUUCCACCAGUUUCUCCUCUUCCACCUGUACUACCACUUCCACCAGUGUCACCACUGCCACCAGUGGCUCCACUUCCACCAGUAGCACCACUGACACCAGCUGUUCCUCUUCCACCAGUUGCUCCCCUACCACCAGCACUUCCACUUUCACCAGUAGCACCACUGCCACCUGCUGUUCCUCUUCCACCAGUUGCUCCCCUACCACCAGCACUUCCACUUCCCCCAGUAGCACCACUCCCUCCAAUUGCUCCUCUUCCACCAGUGUCUCCACUACCACCAGUAGCACCAUUGCCUGCAGCACUUCCUUCAUCGAAUGAGUCAUGUGAAGACGACGUCCUUCCAAUUCCACCAGUUUCUCCUCUUUCACCUGUACUACCACUUCCACCAGUGUCACCACUGCCACCAGUGGCUCCACUUUCACCAGUAGCACCACUGACACCAGCUGUUCCUCUUCCACCAGUUGCUCCCCUACCACCAGCACUUCCACUUCCCCCAGUAGCACCACUCCCACCAGUUGCUCCACUUCCACCAGUUCUUCCACUACCACCAGUAGCACCAUUGCCUCCAGCACUUCCUUCAUCGAAUGAGUCAUGUGAAGACGACGUCCUUCCAAUUCCACCAGUUUCUCCUCUUUCACCUGUACUAUCACUUCCACCAGUGUCACCACUGCCACCAGUGGCUCCACUUCCACCAGUAGCACCACUGACACCAGCUGUUCCUCUUCCACCAGUUGCUCCCCUACCACCAGCACUUCCACUUCCCCCAGUAGCACCACUCCCACCAGUUGCUCCACUUCCACCAGUUCUUCCACUAUCACCAGUAGCACCAUUGCCUCCAGCACUUCCUUCAUCGAAUGAGUCAUGUGAAGACGACGUCCUUCCAAUUCCACCAGUUUCUCCUCUUCCACCUGUACUACCACUUCCACCAGUGUCACCACUGCCACCAGUGGCUCCACUUCCACCAGUAGCACCACUCCCACCAGUUGUUCCACUUCCACCAGUUCUUCCACUACCACCAGUAGCACCAUUGCCUCCAGCACUUCCUUCAUCAAAUGAGUCAUGUGAAGACGACGUCCUUCCAAUUCCUCCAGUUUCUCCUCUUCCACCUGUACUACCACUUCCACCAGUAUCACCACUUCCACCAGUUGCUCCACUUCCACCAGUAGCACCACAUCCACCAGUUGCUCCACUUCCACCAGUUCUUCCACUUCCACCAGUAGCACCAUUGCCUCCAGCACUUCCUUCAUCAAAUGAGUCAUGUGAAGACGACGUCCUUCCAAUUCCUCCAGUUUCUCCUCUUCCACCUGUACUACCACUUCCACCAGUGUCACCACUGCCACCAGUGGCUCCACUUUCACCAGUAGCACCACUGACACCAGCUGUUCCUCUUCCACCAGUUGCUCCCCUACCACCAGCACUUCCACUUCCCCCAGUAGCACCACUCCCUCCAAUUGCUCCUCUUCCACCAGUGUCUCCACUACCACCAGUAGCACCAUUGCCUGCAGCACUUCCUUCAUCGAAUGAGUCAUGUGAAGACGACGUCCUUCCAAUUCCACCAGUUUCUCCUCUUUCACCUGUACUACCACUUCCACCAGUGUCACCACUGCCACCAGUGGCUCCACUUUCACCAGUAGCACCACUGACACCAGCUGUUCCUCUUCCACCAGUUGCUCCCCUACCACCAGCACUUCCACUUCCCCCAGUAGCACCACUCCCACCAGUUGCUCCACUUCCACCAGUUAUUCCACUACCACCAGUAGCACCAUUGCCUCCAGCACUUCCGUCAUCGAAUGAGUCAUGUGAAGACGACGUCCUUCCAAUUCCACCAGUUUCUCCUCUUCCACCAGUUCUUCCACUUCCACCAGUAGCACCACUGCCUCCAGCACUUUCUAAGAUAGAAGAAUCAUGUGAGGAUGAUGUAAUUCCACCAGUUGCUCCCCUACCACCAGCACUUCCACUUCCACCAGUAGCACCACUGCCACCUGCUGUUCCUCUUCCACCAGUUGCUCCCCUACCACCAGCACUUCCACUUCCCCCAGUAGCACCACUCCCUCCAAUUGCUCCUCUUCCACCAGUGUCUCCACUACCACCAGUAGCACCAUUGCCUGCAGCACUUCCUUCAUCGAAUGAGUCAUGUGAAGACGAUGUCCUUCCAAUUCCACCAGUUUCUCCUCUUUCACCUGUACUACCACUUCCACCAGUGUCACCACUGCCACCAGUGGCUCCACUUUCACCAGUAGCACCACUGACACCAGCUGUUCCUCUUCCACCAGUUGCUCCCCUACCACCAGCACUUCCACUUCCCCCAGUAGCACCACUCCCACCAGUUGCUCCACUUCCACCAGUUCUUCCACUACCACCAGUAGCACCAUUGCCUCCAGCACUUCCUUCAUCGAAUGAGUCAUGUGAAGACGACGUCCUUCCAAUUCCACCAGUUUCUCCUCUUCCACCUGUACUACCACUUCCACCAGUGUCACCACUGCCACCAGUGGCUCCACUUCCACCAGUAGCACCACUGCCACCAGCUGUUCCUCUUCCACCAGUUGCUCCCCUACCACCAGCACUUCCACUUCCCCCAGUAGCACCACUCCCACCAGUUGCUCCACUUCCACCAGUUCUUCCACUACCACCAGUAGCACCAUUGCCUCCAGCACUUCCUUCAUCGAAUGAGUCAUGUGAAGACGACGUCCUUCCAAUUCCACCAGUUUCUCCUCUUCCACCUGUACUGCCACUUCCACCAGUGUCACCACUGCCAUCAGUGGCUCCACUUCCACCAGUAGCACCACUGCCACCAGCUGUUCCUCUUCCACCAGUAGCACCACUGCCACCAGCUGUUCCUCUUCCACCAGUUGCUCCCCUACCACCAGCACUUCCACUUCCCCCAGUAGCACCACUCCCUCUUGCCCCGACUGCUCCUCUUCCACCAGUAGCACCACUUCCACCAGUUAAUCCUCUUCCACCAGCAGUGCCACUCCCACCUGUAGCACCGCUCCCACCAGUUGCUCCUCUUCCACCAGUACUGCCCUUACCACCAAUCGCACCACUAACACCAGCUGCUCCCCUGACAUCUAAGGGGGACGCUUGUCAAGAUCUUUCCAUCGUCGCAAGUGAUGAUGCCCCUUGUUCUGCCCAAACUGAUUCAUCUGACGAAAUAAAAAUCCCGAAGUUGAAAAUAACAGCCAUGGAACCUUUUGAUCUUGUUGUUAGAUUCUGUACCUCCAAAUGCGGAGCUGAUCAUAAGCACAACGUUCUAAGUGGCAAUAAAAAUAAGGGUAUUUUCAUAGAUUGGAUAAAACCUAAAAAAUCUACUUCAAGACUCUCAAUUCGAUCUUAAUUAUGACCUAGUAUAGCUUAGGAUUUCUUAUGACUGGCGCUUUGGUUUCUCAACUCCAAAACAAGACAGUUAGACAGAGUGCGACAAUGUUGCGUUCUACUGGUGAAUCUAUUUUAUAUUGUUUUUAGGAAUGAGGUACAUUGAAGGUACUUUUACCUGGCCAUCAUUUUAUUGAACAUUUGUGAUACUACAUUUAAUAUUUCCUUUUUUAACUAAUUUUUGUAUACCUAGUUUUAACAGUUUUUGUACAUUUUCAAUUGUAAGACGUAUUUUAUAAGUCACUUAAUUUUAAACACGAUACUAAAAAUUAUAAUGAUCCUAGUCCCGUUGCUUAUCAUGUUAACUUUAAGUACAGCUAGAAGCUUGAACAAAAAGAGAAGCCAUGUAUAACUGCUAUGGUUUUUCCUUAUGCCAAUUCCUUAAAUGACAGUUGAUAUAUUUAUUAUUAUAUCAACUGUCAGUUUCCUAUUAUUCCUUUCCUUAUUUCAAUCUUUUUUUAGCUAUGUAUUUUUAAUAUUUUUUAAUUUGUAAAAUUAAUAAAACCUAAUAAUUUUGUUUAUUUUUCAAACAAAAUAAAAGCUUCACUUUUUGAUUUUUUUUUUUAAUUUUGUAAUUGUCUGCCUUAAGAUUGUGCACUUAUAAUAAUUGCAUUCAAAAAUUACACUUCUAUUUAUCAUUUUUUUACUUUAAGAUUAAGGCUAUAUCAAAUAAAAAAUAA